UUCAGGCGACCUCCCAGCUGUUGAUGUUGUGCUCAUAUAUGUCUGCGGUUGCGCUAGUGACGAUGUUACACACUCCGAUACAGUAGGAGGCGGCAUCCAGCUUUACCGUCGGCUUGUAUCCCACCAGAAAACUACAGAGGAAGAAGAAGAAGAAAAAGAAGAAGAAGUUGCUGUUGUGCUGUCAGAUUAGUGAAGGGAGCAGGAGCCAAAUGGCUAAAGUGGAGCUGACACCGUUCAGACCGUGGGACGACUUCUUCCCCGGAGCGGAAAGAUUCGCUAAACCAGACACCAAAGAUUUAGCGAAAUGGAACAACAGAGUUGUCAGCAACCUGCUUUAUUAUCAGACAAAUUAUUUGGCUAUGGCCAUCGUUGUUUUCCUCAUUGUCGGGUUCCUGAACCCCCUGGGGAUGUUCACAGCCAUGGCCGUGGUGUCGGGCGUCUUCAUGGGUUCGGUGUGGGCCGGAGAGAACAGAGCUGUGAUCAGCAACUUCAAGAGGCACAAUCCCACAGCGUUUGUGGUCGCCGUCAUGGUCGCCAGCUACUUUGUAAUCUCUAUGCUGGGGAGCGUCAUGGUGUUUAUGACUGCAAUCACUUUACCUCUGGCUUUGAUAUUUGCACAUGCUUCAUUUCGCCUCCGCAACAUGAAGAAUAAACUGGAGAACAAGAUCGAAGGAGCCGGACUGAAGAGGUCACCCAUGGGCAUCUUGCUGGAGGCUCUGGGUCAGCAAGAGGAAAACUUUCAAAAGAUCCAGAGCUUUCUGGAGGGAAAACUGAAGGAGUGAUUGGGCUUGGACAAGGAGCACACCUCUGGCCAAAGAUCUUGACUUUUUCUUUUGGAUGUAACACAAUUCUGUAGAUCUCAAUCUAGACCUAGAUCUUGAAGUUUGUUUCCUAUACAGUGUGUUUACCUGUGUGUGUUUUGAAAAGAAGGCUUGUAAUCUGAAGGGCUUAUCUUUACCUCAGGGUGUCUGUCAUUCCACCCAGAACUUGUCAGGGCACUUUUCUGACAAACACAUGGGGGCAUCUCAGCUCUGCCUCACAUCUCUGCUAUGCAAUGUGUCAGUGUUCCUGUGAAGCACAGCUGCAGACUCCUUUCUAGGUAUUACAUCUGUGUUUAAUCAGUCUCUGAAACAGCCGUUAUUCCUGCCAGUUUACACACGACUAAAAUUGUGAAAGUGUUGCUUUGUAACAAAGAAUUAAAAAAAGUGCACACUCAACACACAUCACUGCCAAGCUACUCUGCAGGCCGGAUUGUUUCAAGUUUUUGAAUCACGUCUCCUUGCAUAAAAUGGAACAGUUUACUUUAGUACACAUUUGAAUAUAAACCAGCCAACCGUAUGUUUAUGCAAAUAAAAAGAGCAGGACAAAAGAGAAAGCACCACUUUGUCUUCAGCUUUGAAAUACUUGUGACUCCAAACCCAGACGCAAAUCACUGUGUCAAUAUUUAAAAUGAAGACUUCAAAGGAGUGUGAGGUCCUAACCCAUGCCCAUCAGUAUUCCUCCUGCACAUCUCGACUGUUUAAUCUUGACAGUGCCCCCUGGGUGAUGGAUUGGCUAACUUUGCUUUCCUUUCCACUUACCCCAAAUGCUAAUCAAUGGGCUGCUGUAGAUUAUAGUGUGGAGAGCUGAGCGCUGCACAGUGACGGAGUGGAUUCAUCUGCAGUCAUUCACCUCCAAACCCGAGUUAGUCGCUGUGUCAGCUACUUCAGAUGUUUUUUUUUAUUAUUGGAUUCCAUUUGAAAUUGACUGCAGAUAACGAGAACCCAUCUGGAACAUAAUGUUCCGUUAUUUGGUCGUUAAGUGGCAGCGUGUAAGGAUUGGGGGAAACAUGAAGAUAAGAAUGAUGGGCAUUAAAAAAAGUAAUCACUUCAGAGGGCUGGUGUUUCAAAGUGUUCGUGUUAACCCUUUGCUUUCCAAACGAUGGAAAUCCAUUUCAGACAGCAUCAUUUCUCUGUAAGGAAUGCAUGGCAUUUUUUUUUAAAUGAUGACCUCUGCACACUCAGGUGUAAUAGUAUUCCAGUGGCUCUCCAGUUUAACUUUGACUCUGGCUGCGGGGCUCCCCCCCACUCUGUGCUACAGUAGUGAUUUAUGUCCUUUCCCGCGGUGCCUCAUCUCCAUCCACAUUGUGCAACUUGGAGGAGUGAACACCAGCGCUGGUGGCAAUAAACUCAAGUAAAGUCAUGUCUCCCAGAGCACAGUGGAGGCUGUUGUUCUUGCUGCUGCAGCUGCUGUGAGGAUCCCACCAACACAUGUGCAAGCUGCUGCACCCCCAACAGGUGUGCAUCUUUGGUGUUUUCUCCUCAGCACACGUGUAAUCCAGGAGAGGAAGUGCAGUUGCACUGUACAAAACAACACUUAUCCUUUCUUGGUUUUUUUUUUGUUGCAUGCAUGCAUCAACAACACUUGACUAACUUGUCAUUUUGAAACAACCAUAAUUGCUUCCAAAGAUAAUCUUCAGUGAGGCAACAGUAGUCAGUGGAUGUGACACAAAAGCAAACCUGUGUACUGUUUUUGCACCAGCUGCUAAGUAACAACACUGUUCUCCCUGUGCAGGCUUUUGACUUUCAACAUCUGCCUCCUGUUU
This is a messenger RNA of Morone saxatilis (striped sea-bass), 2584 nucleotides long. RefSeq names its product ADP-ribosylation factor-like 6 interacting protein 5a (gene arl6ip5a). The record is from RefSeq and is a predicted model, not a curated record. The coding region runs from base 210 to 782 and encodes 190 amino acids. Gene Ontology annotation, cellular component: membrane. NCBI's taxonomy places the organism in Eukaryota, Metazoa, Chordata, Actinopteri, Moronidae. The transcript has 3 exons. Gene Ontology annotation, biological process: negative regulation of transport.